This is a messenger RNA of Eutrema salsugineum, 2166 nucleotides long. Its product is annotated as calcium-dependent protein kinase 13. The coding region runs from base 251 to 1837 and encodes 528 amino acids. Gene Ontology annotation, cellular component: nucleus; cytoplasm. Gene Ontology annotation, molecular function: calmodulin binding; calcium ion binding; calcium-dependent protein serine/threonine kinase activity. The record is from RefSeq and is a predicted model, not a curated record. Lineage: Eukaryota; Viridiplantae; Streptophyta; Magnoliopsida; Brassicales; Brassicaceae. The transcript is spliced from 7 exons. Gene Ontology annotation, biological process: peptidyl-serine phosphorylation; intracellular signal transduction; protein autophosphorylation.
CCUCUAGCUGCUCAUCUUCACCGUACGCUUCUUCGAUCUAUGCUUCUCUCUCUCUUUCUCUUUAUCUCCCUCUCUAGCUACCUUUCACAGAUUCCAUUGUUACAAUUCUUUCCAAAGGCUAGAAUGUGGAACCCUAGAGUAGCUCAAUUUAGUUAAAAGCUUUGCAGAGAUCUGUCUCCUUUUUUCAUUUUUUGCUGUAUACUUCUACUUUUGUAGCCAUAAGAGCUUUGAAGCUCUAAGCUACAAAGUGAUGGGGAACUGUUGCAGAUCUCCGGCUGCUGUUGCUAGAGAAGACGUGAAAUCGAAUUAUUCCGGCCACGAUCACGGCCGUAAAGACGCCGGCGGUGGUAAAAAAUCAACGCCGAUUCGAGUCCUAAGCGAUGUUCCCAAGGAGAAUAUCGAUGACCGGUACUUGCUCGACCGAGAGCUCGGCCGCGGCGAGUUCGGCGUCACUUACCUCUGUAUCGAGAGGUCGAAUCGCGACCUCCUCGCCUGCAAGUCGAUCUCGAAGCGGAAGCUCAGGACUGCCGUGGAUAUCGACGACGUGAGGAGGGAAGUGGCGAUUAUGAAGCAUCUGCCCAAGAGCUCGAGCAUUGUUACUCUCAAGGAGGCUUGUGAGGAUGAUAAUGCGGUGCAUUUGGUGAUGGAGCUCUGUGAAGGCGGUGAGCUUUUCGAUCGGAUUGUUGCUCGAGGGCAUUACACGGAGCGCGCCGCCGCGGGAGUCACCAAGACAAUCGUCGAGGUCGUGCAACUCUGCCACAAGCACGGCGUCAUUCAUAGAGAUUUGAAGCCUGAGAAUUUUUUGUUCGCCAACAAGAAGGAGAACUCGCCGCUUAAAGCCAUUGAUUUUGGAUUGUCGAUUUUCUUCAAGCCAGGUGAGAAGUUCUCCGAGAUAGUUGGGAGUCCAUACUACAUGGCACCUGAGGUGCUAAAGCGGAACUAUGGACCCGAAAUAGAUAUUUGGAGUGCUGGAGUGAUUCUUUAUAUUCUGUUGUGUGGGGUUCCCCCAUUCUGGGCAGAGUCGGAACAAGGAGUUGCUCAGGCUAUUCUGCGCGGGAUAAUUGAUUUUAAGAGGGAACCGUGGCCAAACAUUUCUGAGACCGCUAAAAGUCUAGUCAGACAAAUGUUAGAGCCUGAUCCGAAACGUCGGCUGACUGCAAAGCAAGUGCUUGAGCACCCAUGGAUUCAGAACGCAAAGAAAGCUCCAAAUGUUCCUCUUGGAGAUGUUGUGAAGUCCAGGUUAAAGCAAUUUUCAGUGAUGAACAGAUUCAAGAGAAAAGCUUUGAGGGUUAUUGCCGAAUUCUUAUCUACCCAAGAAGUAGAAGACAUCAAAGAAAUGUUCAGCAAAAUGGAUACGGAUAAUGAUGGUAUUGUUACCAUCGAGGAGUUGAAAGCUGGUCUUCGCGAUUUUGGUACACAGCUAGCGGAAUCAGAAGUUCAGAUGCUUAUUGAAGCGGUGGAUACUAAAGGGAAAGGAACACUAGAUUAUGGGGAAUUUGUUGCAGUCUCGCUCCACCUGCAAAAGGUAGCAAACGAUGAGCAUCUCCGCAGAGCAUUCUCGUACUUUGACAAGGAUGGAAAUGGGUACAUUUUGCCCCAGGAGCUUUGUGACGCCUUAAAGGAAGAUGGAGGGGAUGACUGCGUGGAUGUCGCCAAUGAUAUAUUCCAAGAAGUUGACACGGACAAGGAUGGGAGAAUAAGCUACGAAGAGUUUGCGGCAAUGAUGAAAACAGGAACGGAUUGGAGAAAGGCAUCUCGUCAUUACUCGAGAGGGAGAUUCAAUAGCCUAAGCAUCAAGCUAAUGAAGGACGGAUCUUUGAACCUAGGCAACGAAUAGCGAACAAAGUAAAGAAGCCGCAUUAGGGUUUUUUUGUGUGUUUGUCUCUCUCACGACACGUCCUCGUUCACGUCAAGUAUUAAGCCAAGAGAAGGUAAACAUCUUGGGGACUCAGAAUUCAAUCUUUUUUUGUAAAUCUUUCGUUUUUCUAUUUUUGGUGAUUUAUUUUAUCUGUGUCCUCUUUUAUUGGUUUGUGGGCUGAGUUGUGUUUGUUUAGUUUGUUGUGGUAGAGGGCAAAAAACACGAGAAUCAAUGUUUGAUGUGUAGAAGAAAAAAAAAACAAAGACCUUUCUGGUAAUGAUGAUGUAAUAUUCUUUCGUUUUUCUUAA